Messenger RNA from Eucalyptus grandis, 1484 nucleotides. RefSeq names its product peroxisomal membrane protein 13. Gene Ontology annotation, biological process: protein import into peroxisome matrix, docking. Bases 217 to 1119 code for a protein of 300 amino acids. Lineage: Eukaryota; Viridiplantae; Streptophyta; Magnoliopsida; Myrtales; Myrtaceae. The transcript has 5 exons. The record is from RefSeq and is a predicted model, not a curated record. Gene Ontology annotation, cellular component: peroxisomal importomer complex; peroxisome; peroxisomal membrane.
CUUUCUUUUUUCGAGAUGAUGACUGAAUGUUAUCGGAUCGCGGCUGCUAAAUGCGAAGGAGGUGAAAAGCCAUCACGUUUCUCGAUUCCCUUGUCUCCCUCUCUCUCCCUCUCUCCACCCCUUCUCCUCUCCGCCCGAGGUCAAAGGGAGGCUUCGCGCGUGAAUCAGGCAUAACGGGGUGCUUCAUCUGAGUUCGGAGCUCUCUCCUAUCCUACCAUGGACUCCAGCAACGGCGCACCGGCAAAUGGUCCACCUCCUAAGCCAUGGGAAAGAGCCGGGGGUUCGUCAGGUCCUGCGCCAUUUAAGCCGCCAUCAUCUGGAAGCACUAGUGAUAUAGUGGAAGCUUCCGGAACAGCAAGACCCGGUGAAAUUGUUUCAACUACUGAUAGAACUGUUCCUGUCAAUGCAAAUUCUAUUGCCAGGCCGGUUCCCACCAGGCCAUGGGAGCAACAAUCCUAUGGCAACAGUUAUGGAGGAUAUGGUUCUGGCCUGAAUUAUAACUCAGGGUAUAAUUCAGGGAUGUAUGGCUCUUCAUUGGGAGGAUACGGAGGAUCUUAUGGGGGUGGGUUAUAUGGAAAUGGAAUGUACCGAGGAGGUACUAGCUUGGGCGGUGGUUACGGUGGGAUGUAUGGUGGUUCUAGCUUGGGUGGUGGUUACGGUGGGGGCAUGUACAAUAGUGGAUUAGGGGGUCCAAUGGGUGGUUAUGGAGGUGGUUAUGGUGUUGGCAUGGGUCCCUAUGGCGAUCAAGAUCCGAACAACCCUUAUGGUGCUCCCCCUUCUCCACCAGGAUUUUGGAUUUCCUUUCUCCAAGUGAUGCAAGGAGUUGUUACAUUUUUUGGCCGCAUUUCAAUUCUGAUAGACCAGAAUACCCAGGCAUUCCACAUGUUUAUGUCUGCACUUCUUCAGCUUUUUGACCGAUCAGGAUUAUUGUAUGGCGAGUUAGCUAGAUUUGUGUUAAGAAUCCUGGGAAUCAAAACAAAGCCUAAAAAGGUUCCUCCACCUGGACACAACGGUAUGCCUGGGCUCCCCGGUGCUUUCCCUCAAAAUGCUAUUGAGGGACCGAAAGCAGCUCAAAGUGGCGCAUGGGAUAACGUAUGGGGGGACAAACCCAGCAGCUAAAGACAUUACCGCAAGAGAUUGGAUGCUCAAGACUACUGAGGGUAAUGACACAGACCCGCUCAAUAAUUGGGGCCAAAAGGCAUGGUCACGCUGGCUCAGUCUCUCAGUUUUGGUUUGCCGAAGGGCUAUUCUUCCUGUGAAGGCUGUAUGGUCGAGAACCUAUCCUCCAUGAGAUGCUUGUGAUGUUGAAUUGCACUGUAGGUUACUCAGUUACUGUAUAUCUAAGUAAAGAAUAUUCGUGGCAUGUAUAUUUGGAAUGAGUAUGCAAUGAGAUUUGUUAGGACUCGGGAGGUUCAGUGUUGCCACUUUUCGCAUUGUGUGCUCGAUAAAUUUGCCGUGCAAACUCACACGACCUUGUUAUAGUG